Zophobas morio is the source of this 2130-nucleotide messenger RNA. RefSeq names its product ceramide phosphoethanolamine synthase-like. Gene Ontology annotation, cellular component: Golgi membrane; endoplasmic reticulum membrane; plasma membrane. The record is from RefSeq and is a predicted model, not a curated record. Gene Ontology annotation, biological process: ceramide biosynthetic process. The coding region runs from base 79 to 1452 and encodes 457 amino acids. The transcript is spliced from 4 exons. Gene Ontology annotation, molecular function: ceramide cholinephosphotransferase activity; sphingomyelin synthase activity. Lineage: Eukaryota; Metazoa; Arthropoda; Insecta; Coleoptera; Tenebrionidae.
CAAUGCGGAACUCGUGUUUCAGUCGGCGCAGCGAACUCAGUGAUCGGAAGAUCGGAAUCACACCAUCAAGACAAAAAAAUGUGUCAAGAAACGCCAAACGUCACGUGUAGGAUGUCGGACCCUCCUGUCAUGGAGUGGACUGUGAGAGACACAGAAGUGUGGUUAAGAAAGGAAGGUUUCGACGACACCGUUAUCAAAAUACUGUGCCACGAAAAUCAGCUCAACGGUAAAUGUCUUCUCGUUCUGAAUGAACACGAUUUUGCCACCGAACCGUUGAACACACUCAAAUUAAAAGAUAGGAAAUGUCUGUAUAUAUCGUGCAAGUCUCUCCAAAGGGAUAACCAGAAUAUUUUAAUGGAUCUGGGCCUACUCGAAAUUCCUAGCGUCAAUUUAUAUGCUCCUCAAAGUCAUUUUAAUAAACAUGAAUGUAGUGAAUAUAGUGAAUCAGAAAGGGUGUCUCCGCCUGUUUCAGAAGAUGGUCGGAUACAUAGACUGCCAGCAGAAAAGACCAAAGCAUUGCUUAGUUUUUGUUAUGUCGUAGUUGUUACGUGGAUUACUGCGUUUGUUAUGGUCAUAGUACAUGAUAGGGUUCCUGAUAUGAAGAAAUAUCCACCACUUCCUGAUAUUUUUUUGGAUAAUGUACCUCACAUACCAUGGGCCUUCGAUAUGUGUGAAGUUACUGGAACACUUUUAUUUACAAUUUGGUUAAUAGUGCUGCUUUUUCACAAACACAGAUUUAUCCUUAUGCGUCGGUUCUUUGCUCUUUCCGGAACCGUCUUUUUACUCCGCUGUGUUACAAUGCUCAUAACAUCGUUAAGCGUCCCUGGAGCUCAUCUUCAGUGCACUCCACGCAACUAUGCCACCCAAAGUUCUUCGGUUUUUGGUGAUUUGGCCACAAAAUUGUCGCAAGCUUAUGUGAUAUGGAGAGGCGCCGGCAUGUCUAUCCAAGGUGUACGGACCUGUGGGGACUAUAUGUUUAGCGGUCAUACUGUAGCUCUAACAAUGUUAAAUUUUUUCAUUACGGAAUAUACUCCAAGACACGUUUAUUACCUACACACCUUGUCAUGGAUGAUGAACAUGUUUGGCAUAUUUUUCAUAUUAGCUGCUCACGAACAUUACUCGAUCGACGUCUUCGUAGCGUUCUACAUUACCAGUCGCUUGUUUUUAUAUUAUCAUACGUUGUCUAAUAAUCAAGCUCUUAUGCAGAGGGAUUCCACAAGGACCAAAGUUUGGUUUCCGUUAUUUUCUUAUUUCGAGUCGAGUGUUGAUGGUAUAGUACCUAACGAGUAUGAAACACCAACUGAAAUUAUUUACAACUUGUUGAGUUUUUUUAAAAGUAAAUUAAGUUUUUUAAGAUACUUGCAUUCUUGUUUUACUGCCAAAAGCAGUGAAGUCAUAGAUUCAAAUCAUGUGAUGGAUAAUGUUCAAGAGAAUAAAAGCAAACAGUCUUAAUUUUUUAGAACGUUAUUAAUUUAUUAAUUUAUUUAUUAUAUAAAUAAAAGACUUGUAAUUUUAUUUGUAAUGGUUAAUUUUUUAUACUGUUUUACAAAUUUAUAGUUUAAAAAAGAAAAGCACAUUAAAAAGUAUAUGUAGUUUAUCAAUACCAAAGUUUUUGUAUUUUAUGCAGAAGUAUUAAACUUUAGGUUUAUUCUUGUUAAAUAAGACUAGUGAUAUAAGAAAACAAAGAUUUACACAAUUUGAGAAAUACUGUUAGAGUAAAUUUGUAACAUUAUCUGAUUCCCAAGCCUUCCAUUAUUAUUCCAGAUAAAAAUUUAAAGUGAUAAAAUCUAAAAUAUAUAUUUAAAUUAGGUAGAAUUUUUUACAGGUCACUAAAUUGAGACUUAAUUUACAUUUUCGUUUGUUAUUCUAAUUUAUCUACCAAAAUUGAUGUACUUUAGAAUUUUUACUGUUUUAAACAUUGAACAUAAAUAUUACAAUUAUUAAAGGUUUCGGGUUAGCGUCUUUUUUUUAUUUUUGAAAAAUGAAUACCCGAGUUUGUCCGAAAAUGAAGAUCGACUAAUGUAAGACGUAACGUCUAUGUUCAGUGUUUACUUUCAGAUAUUUUUGUUUUGGAACGUAGUAUAAUGUUUAGCUAUUUGUUAUUUUAAAAAUAUAUUUUUCUAUGUGCAA